This is a messenger RNA of Andrographis paniculata, 762 nucleotides long. Its product is annotated as probable protein phosphatase 2C 55. NCBI's taxonomy places the organism in Eukaryota, Viridiplantae, Streptophyta, Magnoliopsida, Lamiales, Acanthaceae. The transcript has a single exon. Bases 1 to 762 code for a protein of 253 amino acids. The record is from RefSeq and is a predicted model, not a curated record.
AUGGCGAAGAAAUUCCAAACCCUAAAGAUGGAGGCCGGCGCUUAUUGCAUUCCCAAGAGAGUUCAGGCGCGGCGUCCUUCCGGCGAGGACGCACACUUCUUCUGCUCGGCGGCGCAGGUCAUCGGCGUGGCGGACGGCGUCGGCGGAUGGAGCCGCAAAGGGAUCGACGCGGGGAAGUACGCGGAGGAGCUGAUGACGUACGCCGCCGACGCCGUCGAGGGGAAGUCGCCGGGGGAGGUGAAUCCCCGGCGGGUGCUGGAGGAGGCGUAUCUGAACGCGGCGGCGGAGGGGAGCUCAACGGCGUGCAUAAUCGCCGUCGCCGGGCGGUGGCUCCGGGCGGCGAAUCUCGGCGACAGCGGCUUCGUGGUGGUUCGCAACGGCGGAGUGUUGUACAGGUCGCCGGCGCAACAGCACUAUUUCAACUGUCCGUACCAGAUGGGCUGCGCGUCGGGGCAGUCGCCGGACGACGCGGAGGAGCUGGUGGUGGCGCUGAGGGCCGGCGACGUGAUCGUCGCCGGAACGGAUGGGUUGUUCGACAACAUGUUUGCGUGGGAGAUCGCGGAGCUUGUGAGUGCGUGCUUGCGGGACGAGGCCGCCGCGGAGGUGACAGCGAACGCCGUCGCCACGGCGGCGCGUAGGAGAUCGGAGGGGCGUGAACUUACGCCGUUUGAAUUGGCGGCAAGUAUUGAUGCGGGUUUAGAGUCGUAUAUUGGCGGCAAAAUUGACGACAUUACCGUGGUAGUUGCUUACAUUAUCGAAUAG